AUGUCCUUCUUGUCCGAUUCUCGUUUAUCGUCGUGUCACCUCAACGACGCGACCAAAGACAUCGAAGAACCCAACAUCUACACUAGAUCCAACUGGCACAAGAUUGCCCACGAGGACCCUGUCGCGCAGAGCAGUCCGUCCUCCAACAUUGGACUCAACCCCCAAGAAGACAUACGUUCUAGGGUAACGCAGCAAUCCGACGUCCCCGUCCAUUUCUCAUACGGCCACCCCUACUCGAAUAUUGCAUUUCCCAUUCGACUUUGCCGUCCGCCGUCCCCAGUCCAGUCCAACCAACUGCCAGUCAUCCCCAUCUCGAAUCGAAGUCCCCAUCAUAUCUACGAAAUACGAAGUAACUCCCCCCCUUCUCUCAUCCGAUUCCCUAUGUCUUCCUGCCUGCCGGCCGAGGGGCGGCCCGACCUGUAG
Molecule: messenger RNA, 423 nt
Organism: Sodiomyces alkalinus F11
Lineage: Eukaryota; Fungi; Ascomycota; Sordariomycetes; Glomerellales; Plectosphaerellaceae
Exons: 5
Coding region: 1-423 (140 amino acids)
Source: RefSeq, a predicted model, not a curated record